AGCGGCCAUAAAAGUCAUUUCAGUCUUGUUUCAGGUGACUACAGCCAUGUGUAGUCAAUUGUCGGCCAGUCUACGCGUAGCUACAUCGUCUCAUUAACAAUCACAAUGAGAUUUAUCUAAUCAUUAUCACAUAAUACACUUCGAUUACUCGAUAACUCAUACCUUUGUCCGUCUGUGCAGUGUAGUGAACGUGUUUACGAUGAAAAUUACAAUACACUAAGUAUUAAUUUGAGGUGAUUUUUUACUGAGUUAAAAAUGGGAGAAUUACAGAAACCUGUUCAGCAAAGAAAGGAGAGGUUUUCGCCGUUUUGGAAACAGGCGUUCGUGACAGCGAGUGUGUCCACAAACAUCAUCGCCCACGGCUGUGUCAUCGGGUUCGCCGCCAUCUUGAUCCCCAGUCUCCGUCUUCCAGAGUCUCACAUACACGCCACACCCAGCGAGGAGUCAUGGAUAGCGUCAAUCAUCGGCUUCGCGUUAGUCACUGGCAACAUAAUCAUCACACCACUUAUGGACAUUCUCGGAAGAAAGAAGUCACAUCUGCUGACCAUCUUCCCGGUCCUGACUGGCUGGUUCACGCUGCUGCUGGUGCAGAACGUCGCCGGCCUGAUCGCCAGCCGCUUCAUCCAAGGUGUAGCCAUGGGCAUGCUGGGCCCGCUCGGCUCCAUCAUCAUCGGUGAAAUGACAGACCCAGUGAACAGAGGGCCGUUCCUCACUUGUGUGUCCUUAUCACUAACAAUAGGAGUACUGUUCUGUCACUCCCUUGGUACAUACUUCAGCUGGCAACAAAGCGCCUUAAUAUGCUCCUUCAUCACAUUUACGAGUCUCUGUCUCAUUAUUUACAACCCUGAGUCUCCGUCGUGGCUGAUUGCUAAAGGAAGGAUAGACGAGGCGAGGAGAGUCUUCAUCUGGCUCCGUGGAGACGGUGAUGCCCAAAUGGAUGAACUAGAGAAAAUGAUUGCUGCCCAGAGUAUGGCGAAAAAAGCAAGCGUAACUGACUUGAAUCUGUCGUUCGGUGCAAAGACAAAACGGUACUUCAGCUAUUUAGGAGUGACUAUGAAGAAACCAGAGUUCUACAAACCUAUCACUAUAAUGGUGUUCCUGUAUGUCAUGUUCCAAUUUGCUGGAAUCAACGUCAUCAGUUCCUAUGCGACAGAUAUCAUCAGACAAGUGGUGGGCCCUGAAGCCAACGCUAAACUGAUCAUGGUGGCUUUAGAUAUUGAAAGACUGAUAUGCAACCUGCUUGCUAUUUACUUGAUGAAGACCAUGAAGAGACGGACACUGCUCUUCAGCACAGGCAUGAUAUGUAUUCUCUCGUACGUAGCGAAAGGAUUUUACGUCUAUGCAAAAGAGAAUGACAAACUGCCAAUACAAGGCCAGUGGUUGCCAAUAGCUUUAAUAGGAAUUUACAUGUUUUCAUUGACUGUCGGUAUAUCUUCGAUACCGUUUGCAGUGUCAGGGGAAAUCUUCCCGUUAGAAUACCGAGGUUUAGGCAGCGGUAUCAGUAUUCUUGGUUUAUCCCUCAACUUCUUCGUGGCCCUCAAGUGUUUCCCCGUAUUGACGAAUGCUAUCGGUCUGUCGUGGACGUAUUACUUAUAUGCUGGUGUGGUCGCGGUGUGUAUGUCCGUGGUCUGGCUCAUGUUGCCAGAGACGAAGGACAAAACCCUGCAGGAGAUCGAAGAUAGUUUCCGAGGACAGACUAGAGAUAGGAAGAGUUUGGAGCCAUUGAACGGCAGGCAGAAUGGAGAGACAAUGCGAAGAGUCAGUUCCGUUAUAAUGUACUAAAAACGUGCGGUAAAAUAUUUAACAAAUGUUUGGACUGGAGGCAUAAAUAUACUUAGAUAGACAAUUUAAUCAAUUUAUGGUGAAAAACAAUAUUAUGUUUGUGUGCAACUGUUGUGACUGUUGUGUUUGGUUCUUUAGUAAUUUAAUUGUAGUUACAUGUUACUAAGUGUGCUUAAUUUAUACAUUGUGAAGUUCAAUCUCAGAUAAGUAAAUAAAACUAAUUUCUUUUCUGAUCUCUUUAUAUUUCUCGUAACUAUGUAUUAACACUUUCAGUGCUCUAGAAGUGCUCCUCUUGACUAGUUCAUCACAUGACGGAACUUGAUGUAGAUUUCCUUUCUUUCAAGUCCCAAAUAUGUUUGUCGUAAUAGACAAAUAAAAAUUAUUGCUUGACGUUACCAACACAAGAUAUUUGCAGCUCCGGAGCAUUGAACGUGUUAAAUAAAGCCACUCCUCCCUCCAACUGCACCGAAGCAGUAAAGCACAUCCUGGAAUCCCUCGUUCCUCUUCAUCUACAUUCUACAUUCUUUAAUUCCAACAUCUUCUCCCCCUCAUGUGGCUCAUUCUGCCCAAUUUCACCUUUAAUCCCUUUAAAGUGACACUCAAUCUCGUACAACGUCUUUCCUUUAGUUUCUGGCAGCAAGUAGUACAAGAAUAUGCCACAAAUGGCAAUGCAAACUGCAUAUACACAGAAAGUGCCACUGACACCAAUCUGCUGAAACGAAAAUGGUGCAGUUUUCACAACAACGAAGAACAUAAUCGAGAGGAACAUUCCAGAAAUACCACUUCCCAAACUCCUGUAUUCCAAAGGAAAUAUCUCUCCAGCGAUAGCCCAGGGUAUUGGUAGGAUACCUAAAGUCUUUCCAAAAAUGUAUAUUAGGGUAGGAAUAACUGGAGUCCACUUGUACCCAUCAGCUAUGUAGCCGUAAUCUCUGAGGUAGAGUAGGAUGGAAGUAAUUAGUAAAGACACUACGCUGAUAUUAAUUCCAAGGAAGAGAACGGUUCGUCGGUUGAAUUUGUUGACGACGAUGCAAGAGAGAACAGCUGUCACGAACCUGACGACGUCUACCAUCAACAUGCUAACGUGGGAGUCGAUGGUACCACCACUGACUUCAUUCAUCAUUGGCACAGUAUAGGACGGGACUACUGUCAUCCCUGAUAUUUGGAACAAUACGAACAUGAACAUCAUAAUGAUGGUCGGUUUGUAAAACUCUGGCUUCCUGACUAUUUGUCUGUAUGCCUGCCAUCUAGAUCCACGUCUUGUUCCAGUAGUUUUCUUCUGACUGUUUAGUAGUAUCUCCAAUUCCUUUUCUGCACUAGGAUCGUAUCCUCUGAACCAACGGAAAGAUUUCCUGCACUCUUCUACUAAGCCUCUAGAUGCAAGGUAUGGAGGUGUUUCUGGUGAUAAUGUUACCAGAAUUAAGGAUAGGACGUAGACGCUUCCGCAAGCAAGUCCAGCUGAUCUCCAGUACAGCACGGUUCCAAAAACAUGUGCGAUUAACAUUCCGGUGGCGAAGGAGAAGGCGAUGGUGGCGAGGAAGGCUCCUCGAUGCUUUGGAGCAGAGUACUCAGCUAUGGAAACAGGUGCAGCUGCUGCCUGGACGCCCAUGCCGAAACCCUGAAAAUAAAAAACUUUG
Messenger RNA from Spodoptera exigua (beet armyworm), 3416 nucleotides. The record is from the annotation of a GenBank genome assembly. Lineage: Eukaryota; Metazoa; Arthropoda; Insecta; Lepidoptera; Noctuidae.